Messenger RNA from Psylliodes chrysocephalus, 1723 nucleotides. The record is from the annotation of a GenBank genome assembly. Lineage: Eukaryota; Metazoa; Arthropoda; Insecta; Coleoptera; Chrysomelidae.
CGUCAUAAGAAGGUGCGUCAGACCUUGCGUCACUCCAUAUGAUUUUCCUUAUUCCGUUUAAAUAAUGAGCUUUCACAAGAUUCUCGAGGUGCAUGACCACAUACAUUUAUAAUGACGAAUUGGACACUCUCUUAGAUGAUCUAAUUAAACAAUUAAAAGUGAACGCUAGUGAUAUUUGUGAUAUUUUUUUGUUGAAUAAUGUUACAAAAAACUCGGAGCAAGGUAGUGCGACAAGUGUUUUGAUAUUUUCCAAACUGAACUAGGUGCUUUUUUGAACAAAUAACAUAUUUCUAUUAAAAUUUCGUUGUUAAAUAAUGGGAUUACUGUUUGCCAAACUUUGGAGCCUUUUCGGCAACGAAGAACACAAAAUUGUUAUAGUAGGAUUAGACAAUGCUGGAAAAACGACGAUAUUGUAUCAGUUUUUAAUGAAUGAAGUCGUUCAUACUAGUCCUACUAUUGGUUCAAAUGUAGAAGAGGUUGUGUGGAGGAAUAUCCAUUUUAUUAUGUGGGAUCUUGGGGGACAACAGUCCUUGAGGGCAGCUUGGAGUACAUAUUAUACGAAUACCGAGGGACUCGUGAUUUCUGUAUUUGAACAUGGUAAUCAAAACUCAACAGACAAAGAAAGGUUAACGGUGAUAAGAGAAGAAUUGUACAAAAUGUUAGCGAACGAAGAACUAUCAAAAGCAGGCGUCUUAGUGUACGCCAAUAAACAAGACGUCAAAGGUUCGAUGUCUGCGUCGGAAAUAUCCAAAGAACUCGAUCUAACCUCAAUCAAGCAACAGCAAUGGCAUAUACAGUCUUGUUGUGCCCUUACGGGCGAAGGGUUAUAUCAAGGCUUAGAAUGGAUAGUAAGCAGGCUGAAGAAAAAAUGACACCGUCACAGAUUCUAAUUUAGAAAUAUUUCGUUAUCGUUUUGUAAAAAAAAAUUAAAAAAAAAAUCUGAGGACACUUGUACAGAAAGUUUCUCAUAUUGAGAAAAUCAACAUCUGAUUUCAGUAAAAAAAAUCGACCGUUGUUUUCUAUUUUACAAAAUGCUCUUUUGCUUCAAGUACAGGGUGUUCUAAAACGUAAAGAAAAUCUAUAAGCGUUUCAAUAUUAUAAAUAUUUUUUAUUUGCAAUUCAAAUGAUGGAAGUUUUAUAUUUUUGAUUCGUAUUUCAGAAACUUUCAACAGUUCAGGUAUUAAUAAAUUCUCAUCGUAUUUUCGCUAUAUUUAUAUUGAUUAUCCACAAAAAAUAAUAAUUAAGCAAAUUUAGAAAUACAAUUAUGAUUGGUAAAUAAAUUGCUUUUGGUUUCGGCUACAUCACACUAAUGUUUUAGAACAUCCUCGUUAUAUUUAGAGCAAGUUAUUACGAAUAAAUAAUUAAAAUAAACGAUAAAAUCGAUUCACUGCGAGAGAAAGAUCAUACAAAAUCGGGUUAGUAGAAUAAUGUUGACAAACUCAGGUAAAUAAUUUUUUGUGGAAAUUUUGAUUUGAUAAAAAAAUAGCAAAUUUAUUGUUUGAUUCUCGCUUAUAACAUAAAUCAGUUAGGAAUAAAAUUUGGUGUCACACAUUCUAAAGAAAAAACUUUUUUCGUGUCUUAUCCUCGCAUCGUUUUAUUCUACGAUACUACACUGGAGAACAAACAUUAUUACACCUCUCCAACUACCAAAAUACUCUUCAGUUUCUAUCUAUGCUCUACUAUGCGACGAGGAGUAAGAGGAACUGUUAUUUAUUUUUAUCAC